This is a messenger RNA of Danio aesculapii, 1720 nucleotides long. It is a transcript of the gene gmpr2, whose product is annotated as guanosine monophosphate reductase 2. Gene Ontology annotation, biological process: nucleotide metabolic process. The record is from RefSeq and is a predicted model, not a curated record. NCBI's taxonomy places the organism in Eukaryota, Metazoa, Chordata, Actinopteri, Cypriniformes, Danionidae. Gene Ontology annotation, cellular component: GMP reductase complex. The transcript has 10 exons. Gene Ontology annotation, molecular function: GMP reductase activity. Bases 134 to 1180 code for a protein of 348 amino acids.
CAGUCAACUAAAACGACCGCCUUCAACCCGGAAACCAGUUUUAUUCUCUCUCACUAACGAGGAGGUGCACGUCUACAGUUAUAAGCAGUGUGAUACGGUUGGAUCAGUCUCAAGGCCAUCCUCUCCAGCAGCCAUGCCUCGCAUUGAAAAUGACAUCAAACUUGACUUCAAGGAUGUGCUGCUUCGACCCAAGAGGAGCACUCUCAAAUCUCGCAGUGAGGUGGAUCUCAUGCGCAGCUUUACGUUUAGAAACUCAAAGGGCAGUUAUCGUGGGAUUCCCAUCGUUGCCGCCAACAUGGACACAGUGGGGACGUUUGAAAUGGCCUUAGCUUUACAUCAGUUUAGCCUCUUUACAGCCAUGCAGAAGCAUUACGGUGUUGACGACUGGAAGGAGUUUGCAGCCAAGCACCCAGAAUGCUUAGAGAGUGUUGCAGUCAGCACAGGGACAAGUGAAGGGGACUUUGAGAAACUGGGGGCCAUUGUUGCUGCUGUGCCUCAGAUUCAGUAUAUUUGUGUGGAUGUAGCCAAUGGCUAUUCUGAGCACUUUGUCAACUUUGUAAAAGACGUGAGGCAAAAGUUCCCCACACACACUAUCAUGGCUGGCAACGUGGUCACGGGAGAGAUGGUUGAAGAGCUGAUUCUUGCUGGUGCUGACAUUAUCAAAGUGGGCAUUGGACCAGGCUCUGUGUGCACCACUCGUAAGAAGACCGGUGUGGGUUAUCCUCAGCUGAGCGCCGUUAUUGAGUGUGCCGACGCUGCACAUGGCCUGGGGGGACACAUCAUAUCUGAUGGGGGAUGUACUUGCCCAGGUGACGUCUCCAAGGCUUUUGGGGCUGGAGCUGAUUUCGUGAUGCUUGGAGGAAUGCUGGCUGGCCAUUGUGAGAGCGGAGGUGAAGUCAUAGAGAAAAAUGGCAAGAAAUACAAGCUGUUCUAUGGCAUGAGCUCAGACACGGCCAUGAAGAAGCAUGCAGGAGGCGUAGCAGAGUACAGGGCAUCUGAGGGUAAAACGGUUGAAGUGCCUUAUAAAGGGCCCGUGGAUGUGACUCUGAGAGACGUUCUAGGUGGAGUUCGCUCCACCUGCACUUAUGUGGGCGCUGCUAAGCUAAAAGAGUUGAGCCGUCGUACCACCUUCAUUAGGGUGACCCAGCAGCUCAACACAGUGUUCGGUAAUGAUAAUUAAGACAUAUUAAUCCACAUUGGGCCAAAUGAUGCCAAAUCCAUGCGAAGGUCGUUUUAUCCUGGGUGUGGUCAAGUACGCACACACAUGCAUGUUCACAUACGCACACACACACAAACACACACACACAAGGUCAUUUACCGUUUCUUUUUGAUCAGCCAGCCUGUCUUCGGAAACUACUCAUUUUGAAAGUAACUGGGUAGUUUUCUAGGGCGAUGUUAUUCCAACUUCUUACAUUCAGUCUGUUGGUUUAACUUGAGACACUGUGCUAAUAGUAUAUGUUUAAUCCAGUUUGUAUUUUAGGUCAUAGCCUUAAAAUCUCAAGUUUGUUUUUGGUUUGUUUGUGUAACCUUAGAUCAAACAAGAGCCUCAUAUUUUAUCCAGAUAAUUGGGUACUAUUUUAGACUUUGUUGUCAAUUUUAAAUGAAUGUCUAUCUAUGCCUAAUGUCUUACAUUCAGAUACUUUCUGAUUUAAUAAUCAUUCCUGGACCAACUCAGAUCUUUAAAGGGUUAUUAAAAGUAUUAGCAGUCUAUUAUAUUAUA